CAGAGUGAUGGAGAGGGCAGAAGAAUGUUUCCGUACCCGGUUCCUCCCAUCGAAGAGAACGUGUUGGACGAGGGGAAACUGCUCAAACCCUGGGACACAAAGAAGUUGCCUCUGUUGUCGUCCCGACCUAAAUCUUGUGAAGUCCCUGGCAUCAACAUCUUUACUUCACCGGAGCAGCCGUCCACGCCCGUUCACGGUGUCCCCUUGUCUCUAAACACCGGCGGCUCACUGCCCGACCUGUCCAGCCUGCACUUUCCCUCCCCGCUGCCCACGCCGCUGGACCAGGACGAGCCCAGCUACGGGGGAUCCUCUUCUCUGAGCGGCGGGAGCAGCACCGGGAACUUGGCCUCCACACUUACACAGCUGGGCAUCAAUGUACCUGGAGGCAACGGCAACUUCCAUCACCAUACACCAGUGUUGUCUUCAGAGACAGUGUUGUCUUCAGAGACAGUGUUGUCCUCAGAGACACUGUCCCCUUUGAGCAUUCAUCAGCAGGUGGUGGAGACCUAA
Messenger RNA from Paralichthys olivaceus (Japanese flounder), 510 nucleotides. Lineage: Eukaryota; Metazoa; Chordata; Actinopteri; Pleuronectiformes; Paralichthyidae. The record is from RefSeq and is a predicted model, not a curated record.